UCAGCGAGCGUGCGCAUACAAUCAGGAAACUGGCCUCCGGAAGCUCCACGUGGUUUUGCUCCGGCCGCAUGGCGAGGCAGCUGCCUGAAUCCAAUGCAGGCUACCGAGACCGCGGCUUCUGGGAGGCUCGCUACCGGCUGGAAGGGGCUGCGGUGCCGGGAGAAUGGUUCGGGGGCUUGGAGCGGUUCCGAGGUCUGCUGGAGGCGGAGGUGAAGCCAGGAGACUCCGUCCUGGUGCUGGGCUGCGGGAAUAGUGCUCUAAGUUAUGACCUCUUUCAACUUGGAUAUACAAACAUCACCAGCAUAGACUACUCGGUGGCAUGCAUCACGAGCAUGAAGAACCGUUAUGCCCACUGCCCAGGCUUGCACUGGGCAGUGAUGGAUGCUCGGGCGUUGACCUUCACGGACAAGAGCUUUGAUGUGGUCUUGGAGAAAGGUACGCUGGACUCCCUGAUGGUGGAAGAAAAGGAUCCUUGGAACGUCUCCCAUGAAGCCACGCAGCUCUUGGACAAGGUGCUGAUGGAGGUGAGCCGAGUCCUACGGCCCGGUGGGCGCUUCAUCUCCAUCACUUUUGCUCAGCCUCAUUUCCGCAAGCGCCAUUAUGCCCAAGCUGCCUAUGGGUGGUCCAUUCGACAUGCCACAUAUGGAGAUGGCUUUCACUACUUCUUCUACGUCAUGGCGAAGGGUGAGGAGCUGUCCCCCUCUGACCUGGCACUGGGGCAGAGCCUCCACCUGCGCCCCAGGAGCCCCAGCCCCAUCCGCUUCCUCCAAGACUCAGACGGCGAGAACUACCUCUCCACCAUUGAGCUGUGAGCUCCUGGGAAGGAGGAAGCAUGUCGGACAGACAUUUAUGUCAAACCGCUUGUGGGACCACAUGCUACUAAUACACCAAUCUGCCUGCUCUGUCCACUGCCAAAAUGUCUCCAGGUCUCUUUGGCGUAUUUAAUCAUCGGUUCUUGUUUAAAAAUCUGAUGCCAUCGCUGCGGUUCGCGAGAGGUGCCAGCUCCCCUCGGAGCAGAAUAGGGACAUUUUCCGAUGCCAACUCCGUGGUAGAAAAGAACAUCUUUCCCUCCCACUUUGAAUGGAUCCUGCUGCUUGCACCUUGGAGUUGUGAACCAGCUUGUGCAAAGAGGGCCAAAAGGAUCCCUGGGAUUAUUUUUAAUCUUAUCUGUGUGCCAUGAUCUUGUCCCCGUUUGUACUGGGGUGGUGCUGGGAUGUGCUUUGCAGUUUCCCGGCAGGCUUCUCUUUGAAGAGGAAAAAUCCAGGCUUUGGAGCCAUCCUCUUUGCCAACUUUGGAGUAGUUUCUAUUUUCAAUUAUUUUUUAAAUAAACAGCAGCUGGCACUGCCAAAUUAUA
Molecule: messenger RNA, 1354 nt
Organism: Anolis carolinensis (green anole)
Lineage: Eukaryota; Metazoa; Chordata; Lepidosauria; Squamata; Anolidae
Gene: eef1akmt4
Product: EEF1A lysine methyltransferase 4
Exons: 3
Coding region: 69-812 (247 amino acids)
Source: RefSeq, a predicted model, not a curated record